GACGAGAAGCAGACUUGUUUGGGGCUGUUUAGUAUACUUGUGCUCUUCAAACAUGUUAGGGAUUGUAUGUUCUUUGGCUGAACAUUAGUAAUGUAUUUUUAUUUUGUAAGCUUUUUAUACAUUUGUAGCUUCAUCUUCUUCUGGAGAAAAGCAUUUAUGGUGAUGUUCAGUCAUGUAUUUAUCCUUGUUUCUGUUACCUGUUUCAGAAGAGUUUGGUCUGGAUGCAUUUCUAAAAGUGUUCCAAAUCCAGAUGGUCUCUUUUGUGGCUUAUAUUGGCCUCCGUGGUUCUUUGAGCCGAAGACCGGCUUGAAGUGGCCUUGAGGAAUCCUGCUAUGGUCAUCUUCACCUUCUGUCCAUUCUAUCUGGACUGUUUCGGAGGGGAACUAAACUUCAGAUGGAUUGAUAAACUGUUUCUCAUGUGGGAUUGUAAAAGAUUUAAAGCAUGGAAUGGGAACUGGUGAGAUCGAUUGCAGAGGGACUGGUUUUGCUUUCAUUUUCUUUGUUUAUUUGUUAUCCAAACAUGGUGAAUUUGUAUAUAUAGUGGGAACUGGUUGUGGGAAUAUGCUUGGUGGAUGUGUCUCCAAUUGAUUCUAUACACCUUCAAGAUAAAAUAUCAUCUAUUUCAGACUAAAUAUCGGUAAGCAUGUGUAAUUAUUUCCUUUUAGGAAAUGCACCCCCCCUUACUAAUUUGUUAUCGUCAUUCUCUGGUCAGAACAAACCCAGUGAGUGUUACAAGUAUCACAGUUUUAAAGCUGAAGAAAGCAUGUGCUUUCAGUUUGUGUUCAAAGCGAGUACAUAUUCUCAGAAGCCUGUGGAUUACAGACAGACACCAGAGACAGCGACACACAGCCUAACACCAUGAGAGAAGGCUGUCCUUGCUCACCUCCACCCGUCCUGCUUUCUGUGGGUGGUUUGCUCCUUUUCUUGUUGGAUGCUGUGCUGGACGUAUGGGCUGUUGUGUCACUGUUUCAGACGGGGCAGUAUGUUUACAUGGGGCUGUUAAUAGCCCUGCUGUUCUGCUCCUCAAGCCUAGUACAGGUGUUCAGCUGGAUCUGGUAUACAGAUAUCCAGGAGCCAGAAACCUACACACCAACAUCGGAUUUCCAGGAACCGGAAACCAAACAGAAAACCAAAGUAGAGACAUCGAAAUUGGACAGUUGGCAGAGAUGUAUGGCAAAAAAACGUUUAAUAGGACUGCUGCACAUCCUUCAUCUGGGAAUGUUUUUCAGGCUUGCAGUCUCCAUCAGGAAAUCGGUGAAAUCCAAGAAGUUAGAGAAAUCAUCGGAGGAGGAAAUCAAUGAGUAUUUAGAUAAGCUCAUGCUGCAUGAUGUGGGCAUGCUGAAUCUAUUUGAGACGUUUACUGAAAGCGUCCCACAGCUCGUUCUCAUGAUCACCCUCAUCAUGCAGGAGCAGCAGCUACAGCUUUUUACAGGUUGUAAAAUUGCUGGUUCACUCGCCUCAAUCACCUACUGUCUGCUGUCCUACCAUACAAGCAUGCGCAAGCUUAUCUCUAGAAAACAGAAGAUGGGAUGGUCCUCCUCUGCAGUUUUCUUCCUGUGGAACCUGUUCCUGAUUACCCCUCGGGUGCUUGCUGUCGCCCUCUUUGCCUCCAUCCUGCCCUGCUACAUUGCUGCUCACUUCCUGUCCUGGUGGGUGCUGCUGUUUCUCUGGGCCUGGAGGCAGAAGACGGACUUCAUGGAGACUGAAAGAGGUGAACGGCUCUAUCGGGCCACUGUAGGACUCAUCUGGUACUUCAGCUGGUUUAACGUAUUGAAAGGAAAGACAAGAACCACAAACAUCAUCUACCAUGCGUGCAUGGGGGCCGACAUUGGGCUGCUAUUGGGCUUGUGGUUUUGGCAAAGAUCUGUGGAAUCAGCUCGUCUGAAUCCUCUGCCAGUUAAUCCGUAUGUGCUGAUUGUUACAUUGCCUGCACUUUACAUUACUGGACUCCUCUUAAAGCUGCUUUACUACUGGAAGUUCCACCCUCGAUUUAAAGAUGAGACGUCACACGCUGAGCCGCUGACUGAGCUACAAGCUGAGCCACAGAAGAAAAUACCACAUAAAAGAGCUGCAGUACUGAAUGAUUCUGAUUCUGUCUCAUCUGAAGAGUCUGAACCUGCCAAUAGUAAGACAGAUAUGUCGCCUGCAGCACUGGAUGAGCAGAAUUCAGAGGCUGAACAGACAACGAAACCCCAACGAGUCAUCGCUGAUGUCCACAACAGGAUGAAAAACAUGGCUUUUAAUUUCUAAAGACUAAUUUAAAGGUGAUACAUAACAUGUAUGGCUAGUUUCCCUCAUCUAAAUUAAGCUUAAACCCCCUGUGUUUUCUGUCUAAGUAGGUUAUUCUUGCUCAUGUGGGAUCACAGUAUACCCGUCUAAAAUAUGCCCUAUAAAUGAAUUUCCAGUGUGUGGCCUGAAUGGCCGAUGUAUUGUGAUGUAAUCUGGGUGGUCCUAAACUUGGGUACUGUUUGCGUAAGUAUCACCCGUUUGCAUUAGGCUGACGUGGCUCCUUCGUCACAGCCUUCUGGUGUUGGGGUCAGAGGAACUCGCCUAGCAAACGCUAACAACCAAGCGGAGGCUAACCCAGCCAGUACAGCUAAUGUAUCAAACUAGCUCAUCAGUCCUUCUGCCUGCCUGUUAUCCCUUCAUUCAAUCAUCAGGUCAUCAAACCGGCCAUGCUAGCAUUACAUGGACGCACAUUCCACAGUUCACUGCAUGCAUUAUUAUUAUAUUUGUCAUUUGGCAGACGCUCUUAUCCGGAGCGACUUACAAUACAUUUUUACAUGAGUAGGUGAAGAUGUGUUAGGAGUCUUGCCCAAGGACUCUUGUUUGUAUAGUGUAGGGUGUUUACCCAGACAGGGGGUUUGAACCACAGACUACAGGUAGAAGGAAGAGGUGUUACCCACUACGCUAUACCACUAUACACUACUAAUUAUUAGACACUUACUGUUUCAGGCAAAAAAAAAAAAAGGAUUAUUCUCUUGAACAGACACAAUGCUUUGAACUUUAUUUUGUAUCAAAACAAUGUUUAAUAUAGAAAAGAGACAUGUGACUUUGUCAAGGGGGAAAUGCAGAUGUGCAAUUAUUAGGCAACUGCAGAUGCCUUUACAAAUUUAAAUUUUUCUCAGUUUACGAGACAAGUUUAUGGUUAGCAAUAUAAAAUAUAAAAAUAUUAAACCUUUACAACUUUCAUCUUUACAUUAUCAGUUAGGUCCCUUUUUGACCUGCAGAAAAAGUUGCCUAAUAAUUAUGCGCACAUUCAUUUAACGCUGCACUGUGUACGAUUUUUGUUGUUCAAAUUGAACAAAGUAUCAUUACUGAGUGAGGAGAAUCAAAACAGGCUAAAAUAUGGUGAGUGUGCGCUGCUGCAAGUCGCCCUGUAAAGUCAGAGGUGUAUAAAAUAGUCGCCCUGUAAAGUCAGAGGUGUAUAAAAUAGUCGCCCUGUAAAGUCAGAGGUGUCGGGUCAGGAGUUUUUCCACACGACGUACGUCUUUACGAAUUAACGUCACACAGGCUCAUAAAGAAGGUACGGCUCAAUGUUUAAGCCUCGGGUGCAAAAUCAACAUUAUACUGAUGAAGAUGUGAUGACAGUAGUGGAUAAUUCACUCAAAUCCUCUGAAGACGCGUCCUUCACCAAGUUUAAACUGAGUUCUCGUUGAAUUCUUGUUUAAUCACCAAAUUCAUCCACUACAAAAUGUUCUUCCAUGCACGUGCAAUUACACAUUUCCUCCAGAGAGGUCUCCAAAUCCCCAAAUCUUACAUAGUGCAGCUUUGAUGUAUUUCUCACUUUGAGCUACACCCUCUCACAUGAAGCACUUAUAUCCUCUCAAAAAUGUUUCUACACAAUGAUUAUUUAGGUCAAUAUGGUUUGGAAAAAUGUGCCUGGAACAAAUAUAUGAUCGUAAAACCAAAUUACCUAAUAAUAAUGUACACACAUUACAGUAAAUAAGAACCUUUUUUAAGGUGUGGCCAUAUAAGAGCUGGAUAAUGUGUUUAGUGAGUAGACACUGAGCUUUACAGCACCACCUGUAUAUGUAGCACCCAUUUCAUUUCAGUCAGUUUUCACUGCUUCACUCACGCUGCUGUUUAGUUCUGCUUCUGUGCUGUAAGCAGGCUGGGAGUGUUUGACAGUGAUGUCAGUCAAACCUGCUCAUUAUAAUAAUAGGCCACGCCGAAGUUCUCAAAUUGGUCUGAUAAGCAUUUUUUAAGCAGUGUUUUAUUUUCAUUUUUUCCAUUCACACUUUACUGGAUGCUUAACACUAAAUUUUAGCAGCAUACAGAUAUUUUUAAUAUUUUUACACAAAGUUUAUGGAGUUUUGAUAGUAAAAUAAAUGGCAAAUGAGCCAGUCUAAAGAUUAUAUGUAGACUAUAUAAAGGGCUACUUUUUUAACUACAUUCUGGUGCUUCAGGAUCUUUUAGACCUUUUUAUGGUGAUAGAUUUUAUAAAGAUAUAUGAUGAUGGACUUUGUUGUUAUUAGUGUGCAAGUGGGUUUAAACUAUAUUGAUGUCUUUGUAGUUAUUCUAGUAUGAGGCGUUGUGUGUACAGGUAAAAUGUUUGCUUUGUUAAAAACAAUUUGCAUGUAAUCUUUUGAUAAAAGGUCUGAAAAGAUUAAAAGACAUAUUUCUGA
This is a messenger RNA of Colossoma macropomum (tambaqui), 4628 nucleotides long. Its product is annotated as XK-related protein 8-like. NCBI's taxonomy places the organism in Eukaryota, Metazoa, Chordata, Actinopteri, Characiformes, Serrasalmidae. Gene Ontology annotation, cellular component: plasma membrane. Gene Ontology annotation, biological process: phosphatidylserine exposure on apoptotic cell surface; apoptotic process involved in development; engulfment of apoptotic cell. The transcript has 3 exons. The record is from RefSeq and is a predicted model, not a curated record. The coding region runs from base 859 to 2250 and encodes 463 amino acids.